Messenger RNA from Dermochelys coriacea (leatherback sea turtle), 1004 nucleotides. RefSeq lists its product as uncharacterized. The coding region runs from base 72 to 989 and encodes 305 amino acids. The transcript has 5 exons. NCBI's taxonomy places the organism in Eukaryota, Metazoa, Chordata, Testudines, Dermochelyidae. The record is from RefSeq and is a predicted model, not a curated record.
GGGGGAAAGCGAAAGGGAAAGCGGGGGGGGGGAAUAGCCCAGCCCAGGACAGAGGAUCCCGGUAGCCUGCGAUGGCGUCGGGGCCGUGGCGGGCGCUGGCCGAGCAGUUCCAGGUGAUCUGCAGCCCCGGGGGGCCCCCAGGUGCGGGGCCCCCCGGGGCGCUGCCAGGCCGGGUGUCCUGCGGGCACUGGGUGAGCGCGGCCGGGCUGCGGGGAUGGGUGCGGGCGCUGCUGGACCAGGGUGUCACCUCAUUCCGCUGCCCAUACUGCCCGGACAUCCCUUGGCUCUGGCAAGAGCUGUGCAAACUCAGCCUCUUCUCGGACGAGGACCAGGCCACGCUGGAGGCCCAAAUCCUGGCACAGGAGGGUGCCAGGGGCAGCUCACCGCCAGUGUCCACACUGCCAGCACCUCGUUCAGCGCUUGGACCCCGGGACCCUGUGCACCCCCUGCCUGCCCUGCUCCCAGCGGGCCGGGGGGCUGUACUGCUUCUGCUGGGGCUGCCGCACGGCAUGGAGGGACCCCUCACCACAGAGCGAAUCCUGCUCCGACCCCCAGUGCCCCCUACAGGUCAUGCUGUACAACACCCCCAAGAUCCAGGCCCCGGGAUCGUCUGUCCAUGGGUGCCCCCUGCCUAUCCUGAGUGCCACACCAGGCUAGGCUGCCCCCUGGAGGCGUGCCUGGAGUACUGCAUGACAUUCUGCGACUGCGGCCUGAAGACGGCCAUGGCACAUUAUCUGCAGCACGGCGACCUCGUGCAUGGUGGAUACGGAUCCCACCUCUGCCCCGUCAGCCCGAGGAAGAACCUUUGCGGGGAAAGCAGGGCCUGCUCGGGACAGGCACGAGGAAUGCAGCUUCUCCUGGGACUUGCUCCGAGUUGGGCUGAGCAUCGCAGCCGAAGGGCUGGGCCCCCAUCUCAGGGUUUCACAAUAGUUACCAGAGCCUCCCCUCGGCCUCUCCUGGCUCUUCAGGGCCAGGCUGGGUCAAAAUAAAGAACCAUGAAUGGU